Molecule: messenger RNA, 5634 nt
Organism: Penicillium taxi
Lineage: Eukaryota; Fungi; Ascomycota; Eurotiomycetes; Eurotiales; Aspergillaceae
Gene: sidD
Product: nonribosomal peptide synthase SidD
Exons: 3
Coding region: 1-5634 (1877 amino acids)
Biological process (GO): secondary metabolite biosynthetic process; amino acid activation for nonribosomal peptide biosynthetic process
Cellular component (GO): cytoplasm
Molecular function (GO): phosphopantetheine binding; catalytic activity
Source: RefSeq, a predicted model, not a curated record
AUGCUGCAAUAUACGAUCAACCACCAAAUUGAAGCAUUCAUUGACAUCAUUAAGCUAUGCAUAUUCAAUUCUGCAUGGUCUGUCGAACAGUGUAUGCGACCAACUGAAAGUGAUAUGAACGAGAUCUGGAGAAUCAAUCACGAAUUACCACCAACUUACAGUUUUUGCAUGCAUGAAAUGGUUUCUGAACGAGCCCAAAAACACCCCGACAAAGUCGCAAUCCAUUCUUGGGAUGGUGAUUUAACGUACGGCGAAGUUGACCAGUACUCCUCGAUCGUGGAAGCUCUGUUAAGAGAAUCAGGUGUUGAACCGGACGACGUUCUGCCUGUUUGCUUUGAGAAAUCAAGGUGGACGAUUGUCGCAGUACUCGGUGUGAUGAAAGCCGGAGCGACAUUUGCUCUAAUGGACCCCACACUCCCCCUUGCCCGACUGCAGAAUAUGGCGGAGCAGAUUGGUGCAAAGAGAAUGGUGUGUUCUCGCAAAGAGUAUGAUUUUUCGACAUCAAUCUUGCCGAGUGAAAAGCUUCUUGUUGUCGAGGAACAAACCUUUUCAAACGUUUCCGCCAAAGCAGUUUCCACACCGGCAUCGGUACCAUCAUCAACGUUAAUGUACAUUAUUUUCACAAGUGGCUCUACGGGGACUCCAAAGGGAGUAACUAUUUCACAUCAAUCAUACACAAGCAGCGCUAUCCCUCGCGCAGCAGCCGUUGGCUAUGACGAAGAUUCUAGAGUGCUGGUAAAUCAAGAUCUAUCCCCAUUCCCGAUCCUAACUCACCAAUUCUAUAGGACUUCGCUUCAUAUGCUUUCGACAUGUUAUUUUAUCUCUAUCGCAUGGUCUUGGGCUUGGGGGGAAGCCGUCUCUGCUAGAGAUGCUACCCUCUGGGGAAAAUCAGCUAGGAUCAUUAUUGGAUAUGGUCCCUGCGAAUGCACGAUCGGAUGUACUGUGAAUAGUAGCGCAGCGACGGGCCGAGAUUACAUCUCUAUCGGUCCAGGAAAUGGAGCGGCUAUAUGGAUUGUUGACCCGAACGACCACAACAUUCUCAUGCCGAUAGGUGCUGUUGGCGAGUUGCUUGUCGAAGGUCCGAUCGUUGGACAGGGCUACUUGAAUGACCCUGAAAAGACAGCGUCUGCUUUCGUUAGAGAUCCUCCUUGGCUUGUAGAGGGUUACAAAAAGUUCACUGGCCGCCUGGGACGUCUGUACAAAACUGGUGACUUGGGACGAUAUGAUCCAGACGGCUCUGGUGGAAUUGUGUUCUCUGGAAGAAAGGAUACCCAGGUCAAAUUGCGCGGACAGCGUGUUGAGCUCGGUGAAAUUGAGAGUCAACUCAGAGAUCGCCUGCCUUCGGAUGCAAAUGUGAUUGUCGAAGUCAUUGUUCCCCAAGGAUCUGGAGGUCAACCGACUCUGGUAGCAUUCAUAACCUCGCCAUCGAUGAAGACUGUCGAAAAUGACGAGUUGACAUCAGUACAGUUUCAAAAUGAUUUACGCGGAAUUGUGUCCAAAACCAAUGAUGAAAUCGCAAAAGUCUUACCUAGAUAUAUGAUACCCACAGUUUAUAUCCCUGUGAACAACAUUCCAGUUUUGAUAUCUGGUAAGACCGAUCGCAAGCGGCUGCGCCAAUUUGGCACCACUAUCGACUUGCGCCAGGUAGAUGGAUGCACGGAAAAACCAGCUGCCAGAGAGCUAAGUGAGUUCGAGCGACGAUUGAGGCAGUCAUGGGCCCAGACGCUGAAGUUGGAAGAGGAGAGUAUCCAACCUGGAGACAAUUUCUUCGCAUUGGGCGGAGAAUCCCUGGCAGCAAUGCGAUUAGUUUCAAUAUGCAGGGCGCAAGGCCUUGAUCUAUCUGUCAUGAGUACAUUUAACAACCCUACACUCUCGGCUAUGGCUGGUGCAGCUUCACCAUACAAUAUAGAGUCUCAGACAGAAAUUGCCGCGUUCUCAAUGAUCUCCCAAGCCUCCGACAGUGCCUGUCUUGAAGCGUCGCAGACUUAUGGAUUCAUCCAGUCUGACAUUCAGGACAUUUAUCCUUGCACAGCGACUCAAGAGUCACUGAUCACCUUCUCACUCAAAUCUGUCGAGCCGUAUAUUGCCCAGAGAAUAGCAUCUAUUCCUUCUGAUAUGGACAUCGAUAUUUUGAAAAAAGCAUGGGGAGCAGUUGUGGAGGCUCUUCCCAUUUUACGCACUCGACUGGCCCAGCUUCAAGAACCUGGUCUUCAACAGGUUGUAUUAAAGGAACAAAUUUCCUGGAGAACUUCCACAGACCUCCAGAGUUAUCUAGAGAGUGACAGAAACGAGAGAAUGGACCUUGGAGAUAAACUCGCCCGAUAUGCCAUUGUCCAUGAUGCCAAUGAUGGAAAGAGAUACAUGGUCUGGACAAUUCAUCAUGUUGUAAGUGCCCUAUACGAUGGAUGGAGCGAGCCUUUGGUUCUCCAACAAGUCAGCAAUGUUUUGCAGAAAAAACCCAUUGAGGUCCAAACACAGAUGCGACAAUUUGUCAAAUGGGAGGCCAACACAGACGAAGAGGCAAUGCAAGAGUUUUGGCGUCGGGAAUUGAAAAAUGCUGUAGGACCCCAGUUUCCACACACGCCGUCACGAGACUUCUUGCCAAAUCCCGAUUCAAUGAUUGAGCGACAAAUAUCUGUUGAGACAAAUUCAGGCUCUCCAUUUACAAUGGCUACCUUAAUUCGCGGAGCAUGGGCACUGGUGGCAUCUCAAUACUCCGGGAGUGAUGAUGUCGUUUUUGGUGAGACUCUUACCGGCCGUGAUAUUGCACUUCCAGGAGUCGAGGGUAUUGUAGGUCCACUGAUCGCAACCGUUCCUGUUCGGAUUCACAUCGACCGGAAGGACACAAUCGAAAAUUACCUCCAGGCCAUGCAGCAGGGUGUAUUGGCCCGGACUUCAUACCAGCAUAUGGGAAUGCAGAACAUCAGAAAGGUCAGCCAGGAUGCGCAGCAUGCGUGCGAAGCCCCUACAGGAUUGGUUAUUCAGCCAGACCCAGAGUAUGUUGGCAGUGAACUGGGAUUUGAGGUCGGCGAUGUUGUGAAAGAAGCCCUCCAUUUUAAUCCAUAUCCGCUGAUGAUCGGUUGUGGGAUUCGCAAGGGUGGUUUCAGAAUUUGUGCCAAUUUUGACAGCAGGUUGAUUCAAGUCUCUCAAAUGGAACGUGUUCUUGCACAAAUGGAGAUGGCUUGCUCUCAGCUGACGCGCAACCUUUCUAGACGGCUUGGUGACAUUUCUUAUAUGCCUGAAACAGAGUUGGAUCACAUCUGGGAGCGCAACAAGAAUCCUCCUCUAUCUUGGGAUCAAUCUUCAAAGAAGCUCCGAGCAAAUGCGAAUGCGAAGCAGGGGUCAACUUAUCCUGGUGCAGUAGUCCCAUGGGUGUGCAAUCUCCAAAAUCCAUCUCUUUUAUCGCCAAUCGGCUGUGCUGGUGAGCUUUGGCUCGAGGGGGCAUUCUUUUCAGGAGAAGUUGUUGAGUCACCAGCGUGGUUGGUUAGUGGAAGCUCAAAAUACACAGGGAGAUCUGGAAAGGUCCAAUCUACUGGUGACGUUGUCAAGUUACGAGAAGAUGGUAGCUUGGAGUUUGUUGGUCGAAAAGAGCAUCAUCUUCCGGUACAAGGACACGCUGUGAAUAUUACCGACCUUGAAGCUCACUUCUCAACAUAUCUCUCGUUGGAAGUUCGUGCAACUGCAGCUGUUAUUCACAGCCAAGAGCUCCAACCUGAGCUGAUUGUCUUCUUGCAGCAACUGUCUUCAGCGGAAGCUACUGUGCAAGUGAUUCCUGCAGAUUACGAGAUUACAAGCAGUACAAAUAUCAAGGCGGUCAUCCGUGCCUUGAUUCCCAGCAGUCUUUCCGCAUCUUUGAAGAAGUUCGACAAAUUCGUCCACGACUCUCUCCCCUCAUACAUGGUCCCUUCUGCAUAUAUUGUGAUCAAUGAACUGCCCACUGAAUCAGAAGAUAUCGAUUAUCAGGCUGAGCUCAAUCAGCUCGCGAGUGGAAUUCCGCAGGAAAUUCUCAUCCAGCUUCGUAAGGGUUUCCAGGAGACGUGGUCAAAAACCUCAUCUCAGUCUAUAUUGACUGCAUCAGAGUAUAUCCUUCGCUCAGCCUGGGCUAAGAUCCUACGAAUUGAGGAAGAAAAGAUUGAUAUUGACGACAACUUUUUCCGUCUCGGGGGCGACUCCGUUUUAGCCAUGAAGCUGGUAUCGAAUCUUCGUGCACAGGGACAUAAAUUAUCUGUGGCCGAUAUUUUCCAGCACAUGCGUCUAAGCGAUGCCGCGAGAGUUCUGAAGACAGAACAGACAUUAAAGGAGAAUGACCGUGCUUACAAACCUUUCUCAAUGUUGAGUCAAAUAGAUGUUGGCCAGUUCUUGUCUAAUGUUGUCCGACCGAAGCUUGUCGACCCUCACUGGUCCAUUCAAGAUGUAUACCCGGUCACAGAUUCCCAGGCCCUUGAUAUCAAGGGAACAAUUCAAGCCCCAAGGACUUCCAUUCAAUAUACCAUGCUCUUCUUCGAAAAGGGAAUCAACAGAGAUCAAUUGCUUCACGCAUGCAAACAACUUGUUGAAACUCAUGAGAUACUUCGCACUGUUUUUAUCAACCAUGAAGCAUCAUUCUAUCAGGUUGUCUUAGAAAAAGUCAAUAUUGCGGUGACUCUUCAUCAGGUUGACGAACCUCUUGAGGACUCGGUAGCUCAGAUCUGCUCAGCUGAGUCCGAUUUUAAUUUGGGAUCACCAUUCCUGAAGCUGAUGCAUAUAGAGAGCAACGAAGGCCGUGAAUGUCUUGCUUUAGGACUAUCUCAUGCCCAAUAUGAUGGGGUCAGUUUGCCCAGAAUGCUUCAAGAUCUGGAGACUUUCUACAGUGGAGAUCACAUUGCCGAUUUUAAGACAUUCACUUCGUACAUGGCAUGUAUCCAGGACGAAACCCUCCAGAAAAAGGCAAUUAGCUAUUGGAGCCAUCUUCUCAGAGGCUCUUCAUUAUCUGUCCUUGAGACUUCGGCGCAGCCUACGGACAAGGCGAUCUUCCGUACAACGUCCGUCGGCAUCUCCCCGUCCGUCGAGCACAUCACGACAGCCACUUUGCUUACAGCAGCAUGGGCUGUUGUGCUGGCUCGCCGUUUAAACACAUCAGAUGUGACAUUUGGAGGCGUCACCUCUGGUCGAAUGAUUACAAUGUCCAAUGCGGAGGACGUGGUUGGCCCAUGUUAUCAGCUCACCCCCAUUCGAGUGGUCUUUGAGUCACACUGGACACCAAUGGAUCUAUUCGAGUUUGUACAGAAGCAAGGUGCCGAGUCAGCCGCUCAUGAUUUCCUGGGUUUCAAUAAAAUCUCCAAGAACUGCGUGCAAUGGUCAUCGGACUUGGAAUCAUUCGAUUCUCUCGUUCAUCAUCAGGACUGGGAUGAUUUCGAUACCAUGCCUUUUGCAGGGGGAAAUUGUAAGGUGGAUAUCCUGAACCCGGACGGUGAUGGAGCGUACCCUACAAAGACUGUUUCAUUCGUGAAGGACGGCCAGUUGCAUGUGGGUGUGGUUGGGAGUGAAAACGACUCGAUUUUUGUCGAAGGAGCACUAGCUGAAUUGGCUGCUACCGUAAAGAAAUUGGUUCUUCGUCGGUCUGAGGGAUCUCUUGAACAGAUCUUACAGGAGUGA